Elephantulus edwardii (Cape elephant shrew) is the source of this 1137-nucleotide messenger RNA. RefSeq names its product tudor domain-containing protein 3-like. The annotation marks the transcript as partial. The record is from RefSeq and is a predicted model, not a curated record. Gene Ontology annotation, molecular function: protein binding. The transcript has 3 exons. Lineage: Eukaryota; Metazoa; Chordata; Mammalia; Macroscelidea; Macroscelididae. Gene Ontology annotation, cellular component: nucleus.
AUGGGCAUCCAGGCCCAGCCCAGCUCCCUGUCAUGCAUCUGGAUGCUGCUGCUCACAGAUCUCUUUGCUCUUUUACAAAGAUGUAAUUUUACAUACUUGGGUAUCCACCAGCCAUUCUAUGGGGGUACUGGUGGUAACCGAAAUAAAGAAGUUUUACAGAAGGAUAAAUCAACUAAACCUGAAGGAAAACAUGAAGGUGUCUAUAGAGAACUGGUUGACGAGAAAGCUCUGAAGCACAUAACAGAAAUGGGCUUCAGUAAGGAAGCAUCAAGGCAAGCUCUUACGGAUAAUGGCAACAACUUGGAAGCUGCAUUGAAUGUACUUCUUAAUAGCAAUAAACUGAAGCCUGUUACGGGUCCACCUCUGAGAGGUAAAGGAAAAGGCAGGGGGCGAGUAAGAUCUGAAGAUGAAGAAGACCUGGGAAAUGCAAGACCGUCAGCACCUAGCACAUUAUUUGAUUUCUUAGAGUCUAAAAUGGGAAAUUUGAAUGUGGAAGAACCUAAAUCACAACCUCAACAACUUCAUCAGGCACAGCAUAGAUUUUCUAAUGUGGAACAAAAUGGUGUAAGAGAUAAUAAUCAAUCAAGACAUCCUCCUCGAAAUGAUACCAGGCAGCUAAGAAAUGAAAAGCCUCCUCGUUUUCAAAGAGACACUCCAAAUUCAAAGUCCAUUUUUGAAGGUAGUGGAUUACCUAGAAACAGAGGUUCUGAAAGGCCAACUUCUUCAGUAAAUGAAGUAUGGUCUGAAGAGAGAAUCAAGUGUGAUAGACCAUAUUCAAGAUAUGAUAGAACUAAAGAGCCUACAUAUGCUUUGAGUUCUCAGCAUAAUGAAGGUGCUUUUAAAAAAAGAGAUAACUCUAUGCAAAGUCGACCAGGAAAAGGUUCAUCUUACGCAGAGGCAAAAGAAAAUCCAUUUCUUGAAGAAUCCAUUGAUUAUAAUAAUCAAAAACGAGGGAAAAGAGAAAUUCAAAUGGCAGAUCCUGAUCAUUUUUAUGACAGAAAACCACGAACAGUAAAUAAUGAAGCUUUCAGUGGUGUAAAACUUGAAAAACAUUUUAAUGUACAUACUGAUUACCAGAAUCCUGUCCGAACUAAUAACUUCAUUGGUGUUCCAAAUGGUCAGAAUGAUGUUCCUCUC